GGAAAGCACUGCCAGUGGAAGUGAUUCCACACUGAGUUACCGACUCUCAACCACUAUCGUCUAAAGCCUCUGCAACUUACUUGGUAGCCCGCGCGAGAAGUCGUUAACGAUCAAGGGUUAAAUGUAUGUUAACUGAAUUCUGGAUUACAGCUGAUAUCAAUGACUACAAGCAAGCAGGAUGCUGAUGAUGUGUCUUAUCGAGGUUCAUAUGAAUUUGCACCAUUUCCACAAGUAGCGAAGCGGAUUGAGUCUCUCAGAGGUCUGCAUUCAAUUGUGUUCGGCGUGUGUUGCUGCUCAAUGGUUUAAUGUAGCGCACUAGAACGAUCGUUGCCAUGGCUGGUGAAACAGCACCCAAUCUACCUUUGGAUGCGACGGAGUCGUCCGAUGUGCCCUCUCUUCAGGACCUCCUCACCUCCCCAGAUUCUUCCAUAAACCCAGAUGCUAUUGCGCAAACUGCUGCUGAAGAAUACCUUUCGCAUCUUACGACCCUGUCGUUGCCGUCACUAGAAGCCGAGCCUACAACCCUUGCAUCCUCGGCUGCUCAACUUACCAACGCUCUAACUACCUUGUGCUAUACGUCAUAUCCAACCUUCCUCUCCCUUCACACAACCACGUCAACACUUUCGUCCUCGCUUACUUCACUCUCCUCUUCUUUGGAUUCUUUGCUAUCCACACUGCCUACCCUUGAGUCGUCCACUAGAAACUUCGCUCAAGAGACGCGAAAGAUCCAAAAGGAUCGUCAUAAAGCAAGUCUGGUUCUGGAGCAUCAUGACAAGCUUUAUGAUGUACUCUCACUUCCCCUCCUGCUAGAUUCCUGCGUGCGGAAUCAUAAUUACAACGAGGCACUCUUGCUUGCCAAUCAUGCCGCUUCCCUCGCAAAGCGAUUCCCCACAAACCCACUCGUCAUAUCUGUGCGGGAAGAAUGUGAUGCUCGAAUGCAAGCCAUGUUGGGUCAGUUGUUAGGGAUAUUACACGAGCAGGCGAAGCUUCCAGCGCUAUUCAGGGCUGUUACGUUCUUGCGCAAAAUGGAGGUGCUCGAUGAAGAUGAGCUUGCCUUGGCUUUUCUUACUGGCCGCGGCGUCUACCUUGCGGGAGCAUUGAAGACUACGGAGAUUGAAAAGAAGGGUAUUGAUGAUACCAGUGACAAAGCCAAGGAAUCGUACGCUCGCUACCUCAAGCGCUAUAUCGACGUUUGGCGUGAAGGUGUAUAUGAUGUGAUAACACAAUUCGUAACUAUCUUCGUCGAACGUGCACCAUCUACCUCAAAUGACGCCCCGAAUCGUCUUCAUGCCCUCCUCGCAACCUUCGCAACCCAUCAUCUCGAAAUUCUGUUAUCGCUAUUGAAGGAGGUUCUUCCACGGGUGUCCGACCCAUCCCUGCUCACGUCGUUGUUGACUCAGUUGACGUACUGUGCGAACUCCUUUGCACGAGUGGGCAUGGAUUUUAAAGGUCUUAUUGCACCUAUUUUCGUGGAUGCGGUGCACCACGCGGUAGCCGAGGAGCUAGACGCUGCAUUGGAUGUUUGGGGAACUCAAUUUGCAUCAAAUAUCGAGACACGGAAACAGAAAGACACUGUGAAGAAGCCGUCCCUAUUCCUCGUCGCACAAUCCUCACUCCACUCUCUACCGGUACCUACCACAGCCCAACUUCAAGCUUUUUCGUCAAUGCCUGCGAACGUACCUCCUCAUAUCCUGGUCUCAUAUCCACCUUUAGCUUUGUUUACAAACAACGUUCUUACCGCCUUCAAUGGCCUCCGCCUCCUCGCUCCAGUCGAGCUUCUCAAUGACUUACUGAUCUCUUUGGAUCAUGUUCUCGCGAAAGCAGGAUCCACACUUCUGCAUUACUCCAAAGAGAAACUCUGGAGAACCAGUAGGCAGACUGAGGGAGAUGGCCAAGAAGUCAAGAUCGCAAUGAUAUCUUGUGAUAUAUACUACAGGGUACUCAUUCCUUUCCUACGACGUGCGCUGGUGGAAGGUGUUUAUGGGGUGGCUGUGGAGAAGAUCGACAUCGUGGCUGAGGAGUUGUCUAAGACGAUAGCAGAAUGGCAGUCCUUUGCAUCGGCAUGAUCAUAGUUGUAUCUUUCAAUCCAGCUUGCAUUCAUUGACACUCCGACCCAUGUCAGGCUGAAGAUCAUUCCUGUCCAAGCUCAGGAACAUUCCUUUGAUGCCCUCGAACACGAUUAACCGGCUGGCUAGUUGAAUUCUAGUCUAUAGCUUAGGCACUCUGUUCGGGGAGUUCGUAUCAGCAUCUCCUUGUAGACGACCGCGAUCCUCUCUUUUUCAAUGCAGGCCCUCAACUGUGCGAGUCCAGGUUACGGUUUCAUACGAGCUCUAAUGUUGACGAAUGGUGUGACUCAAGUGACCGUUAAUUCGCAGGAUAACUAUGAUCUGGGACCUCAACGGCGUUAGUGAAACCGUUAGCAAGCUGCUUCUGACAGAACCGGUGCACACGUGCUACCUCCGGUCAUAAUAGCCACUCCCUCAUGCCUAACGUUCUCCAAGUAACACCACGAUGAGCGCAAGAAACGUGAGUCCAUCCUGUCGAGACAUCGUCAUUCGGCUGAGUUCACUUACUCGUAGAACCCGAGGGUACGUUGUACGCAGUAAUCGAUUCCCAGCUUAUGUGUUCAUCCGUGUUCUAGAAGUCGUCUAUAGUCUCCCGAUUCAAAUCACUCUGGCCGGGGGAAGAUCACAGGUCGAGGAGAAUUCAAGAGCAUAGUUCCAGUUUCAGCUCCCCUC
Molecule: messenger RNA, 2738 nt
Organism: Somion occarium
Lineage: Eukaryota; Fungi; Basidiomycota; Agaricomycetes; Polyporales; Cerrenaceae
Source: the annotation of a GenBank genome assembly